Molecule: messenger RNA, 1344 nt
Organism: Plasmopara halstedii
Lineage: Eukaryota; Oomycota; Peronosporomycetes; Peronosporales; Peronosporaceae
Product: Zuotin and related molecular chaperones (DnaJ superfamily), contains DNA-binding domains
Exons: 2
Coding region: 1-1344 (447 amino acids)
Molecular function (GO): DNA-binding transcription factor activity
Source: RefSeq, a predicted model, not a curated record
AUGCAACAAGAAGCAUCAUCAGACUUCGAUGCAAGACAUAGUCGUAAUAGCGGUGAAGAUUUGUGCGAGAAUACUCACUACUCGACUCUAGCCAGCGGUCGAUCAGAAUGGCGUCGAGAUGAGCAUGGACGUUUCAUGCAAGCACUGGAGCUUUACGGCUCAAGAAAGUCAGGAGACGAAUGGAGACAUAUCACUGCAUUUGUUGGCUCGCGCACAAUUGAGGAGGUGCGUACACAUGGACGGCAGUAUCUUAUGCGACUAAUCCAGCAAUCGCCUGCAUCCGCCGAAACCAGUCGCAAUACAUUAAGUGCAGGCGGUCACAAUAACGUGAGCCGACAAAACUACCAGUUAAUAAAAAGUUUUGAUCCGAGAGGAGGCAAAAGAUCAGUUCCAAGUACAACUGGAAACAGCAGGACUUUGAAUGCUGCAGCGUUUGAGUGUGCUCAGUCAAUGCGUAGUCCAUUUUCACCGCAAUAUCACAAUCGAGCGUUGCAUUAUCCACAACAUCAAAAGGAACUCACUACUUUGCGUCGACAAUCAAAGCCUUGGACAUUUCAUGAGGACAAAGCUUUCGAGACAGCUCUUGCACGGUGGGCCGGAGGUAGAUCAUAUCCGUGGGCAAGAAUCGCAGCAGCCAUUCCGGGGAAGACUGUAAGUGACGUUUAUAGCCGAUACGAAGAAAUGGUCGGAGAAGUCGCUUCAAUCGAGUCUGAAACGCUUCCCGUUUCUACAACAACUCGUUCAAUGUCAACGCUGAGUCAGCGUGCGAUUCCACCGCCACCGAUUGAGGUGCCGCCUAGAAGAGGUGGCACAGAUACAGCGAUGGGCAUUUUUCCACCAAGCAGAAGAUCGCGAGGCCGAAGAGGAUCUGCAAGCGGAUUCACUAUGCUCAGCCCAACAUUUCUCGAUUUUUUAGCGAAGGAAGCUGAAAGCGAAGAAAAGUCGUCUUUGCCAAUAUUGCCACUACCGUUUCCCGGGCAUUCAAGCUUGCCAUCUCCGUUGUUCUCGCCAACUUUAUUGCCAUCAAUGUCCUCUGCUAUCCUUAGCAGCAGUGAAGCUAAUUUAGCUACUGGUGGUCAACAAAGCAACAAGAUGUUAACUUCCGGUAAUGAUGACAGUAAGGUGGACGAUAUAGGUGACACAACCUCGACAAACACCACAGGCAAUAGUGAUGAGCCACAGAACUCCAGGGUACUCAAUGAGUUUCUUGCGAAUGAUUUCAGAUUUGACGACCCUAUUGGAUCUAUCAACCACAACAGUAAGAAAGCAUCAACUGCAAAUUUUACUGAUAGGAAUGAUGUAGCGAAACAGGAUAUUGAGAUGGCUGAUGCUUCUGCUGCUUGA